ACUGUCAAAAAGUGGCAGGCGCGUCUGAUGGGAUGAUGACUCCCCUGCCCCGCGCAGUGCUUGGUCAACCCUGUCAAAUGGGGAGGGCAUCCGAGAUUCACCAAAUAGUAGCUUCUUCUACUGUCCGGAUGAAACAUAGCAGUUAAGGCUUCGAUUUACCCCUUUUCUUUCCCUUCUCUUUUAUCUUGUUGACGGGGAGGCGGUGUUGGUUUUUCUCCUCUUCAUUAGAUGAUACCGACUGGCAAGGCUAGACUAAUUGUAGAGCCUGUUUAUUAUUUUGUAGGCAAAGUGAAACGUUUUUGACUUAGGAAAUACCGUUAAUACACUUUCCUGUGUACCGCAAGCAAAACCCGGCUUCCAGUUCUUUCUCCUGUGGAGCGAGCGCCUUUUUUUUAUCACCCUAGCAACUGGUCCUCGCCGCUGCUGCCUUGUGACAUUUCCUUGUCGCUUUGCUCACCAGCCAUCGCAUAUUGAAUUCAACUUUUUGCACCCGCCUGUAUGCGGGGCCAUUUUUGCAUAGGGUAUUUCCCUACUUCGUCUUUAAUUUGAUUUAUUUAAAACUCUGGAGGUUCAUGCGUCUGAGAAGUCUCAUCUUUCUGCGUCAAAAUGCCUGUGAGACGCGGUCAUGUAGCCCUCCAGAACACUUAUCUGGACACCAUUAUCCGGAAAUUCGAUGGACAAAAUCGUAAGUUCCUGAUAGCCAACGCUCAGAUGAAGAACUGUGGCAUUAUCUACUGUAACGAGGGCUUCUGCCAGAUGUUUGGCUUCUCGCGGGCAGAGAUCAUGCAGCAGCCCUGCACCUGCCAGUUCUUGGUGGGGCCUGGCACCAUGAAGACUGCCUUGACACAGCUGGCACAGGCCCUGCUAGGGUCAGAGGAGCGCAAGGUGGAGAUCCUCUACUACAACAAAGAAGGGACCUGCAGGCCCUGUCUGAUUGAUGUUGUUCCUGUGAAGAAAGCGGAGGGACAGGUCAUCAUGUUCAUCCUCAACUUCCAGGAAAUCAUUGACCCCUCCCUCAAGAAACCAGGUCUGAGACAGAGGGUGGCCCAGGGCUGGGUAUGGGCAGGGCAGAGUCGCAGGCUGAAGUUGAGACUGCCAUUGGUACGUGCAAUGCGUCGGUCUUCCCUCGCCAUAGACCAGUUUGAGGGGGUGGUGGUGGACUGCCUACAGCCCAACAGUGAAGAGAUCCCUCUGAAAGAGUUCCGUAUCCCGUCCAAGGAGAGCUGCAUGCAGUCUGAGACAGAGGCGCUGAUAGAGCAGGACCACGAGUCCUCCCAGCCUGCAAGCCACUACUCCCCCAAACUGCUGUCCCUAUUGUCAGAGCGGCUGGAACCCAGCGUGCCCUUCCUCCCCAGCAGCCCCUUCUCCAGUGCAGCCUUCCCCAGGACGGUCCUGCCCCGGAGCCGCUCCAGAGAGACUGUCGACAGCCUCCGCAGAGCUUCCUCCCUGGAUGACCUCAGCAGCAUGAGGGCCGAGUCGGGCCGACCAGGAGACCCACGCUCCAACAGCAUUCCAUCUGAAUCAAAACAAACCAAGCCAAAGCUACCUGGGCCUGUUGGAGACCUGAAGACCGGUACUCUGAGCUCCACCUCAGACUCGGACCUGAUGCGACGCAGGACCAGCACUCGUAACCCCCUCACACUCAGUUUCGCCUCCGACCUCUUGCGACCGCCCUCGCCCACUGAGAUCGAGAUCAUCGCUCCCAGCAAAGUAAAGGACCGCCACCGAGAUGUCACAGAGAAGGUCACACAUGUCACACAGGUACUGUCCCUAGGGGCUGAUGUCCUGCCAGAGUACAAGCUCCAGGCGCCUCGCAUCCACAAGUGGACCAUCCUCCACUACAGUCCCUUCAAGGCGGUGUGGGACUGGGUCAUCCUCCUGCUGGUCAUCUACACGGCCGUCUUCACCCCCUACUCCGCUGCCUUCCUGCUCAACGAGGUGGAGGACGAGCUCCGGCGCUCCUGUGGUUACACCUGCAACCCCCUCAACGUGGUGGAUCUGGUGGUGGACGUCAUGUUUAUCGUGGACAUUCUCAUCAACUUCCGGACCACAUAUGUCAAUCACAAUGACGAGGUGGUCAGCCACCCGGGGCGCAUCGCCCAGCAUUACUUCAAAGGCUGGUUCCUCAUUGAUAUAGUGGCAGCCAUCCCCUUCGACCUGCUCAUAUUCCGCUCUGGCUCUGAUGAGCCCCAGACAACCACUCUGAUUGGCUUGCUGAAGACUGCUCGGCUGCUGCGAUUGGUGCGUGUGGCACGAAAGCUGGACCGCUACUCAGAGUACGGCGCCGCCGUUCUCUUCCUCCUCAUGUGCACCUUUGCCCUCAUUGCCCAUUGGCUGGCCUGUAUCUGGUACGCCAUCGGCAACGCGGAGCGCACCAACUCGGCACGCAUCGGAGGCAUGAAGAUCGGCUGGCUGGACAACCUGGCUGAACAGAUUGGUAAACCAUACAACGACACAGACCCUGCCUCCGGCCCCUCCACCAAGGAUAAAUACGUCACGGCGCUUUACUUUACCUUCAGCAGCUUGACCAGCGUGGGCUUCGGCAACGUUUCCCCCAACACCAACCCUGAGAAGAUCUUCUCCAUCUGCAUCAUGCUAAUCGGCUCUCUGAUGUAUGCCAGCAUCUUUGGAAACGUGUCGGCUAUCAUCCAGAGGCUGUACUCCGGCACGGCCCGUUACCACACCCAGAUGCUGCGUGUCAAAGAGUUCAUCCGCUUCCACCAGAUCCCAGAGGGACUACGCCAGAGACUGGAGGAAUACUUCCAACAUGCCUGGUCCUAUACCAAUGGCAUCGACAUGAACGCUGUGCUGAAGGGUUUCCCUGAGUGUCUGCAGGCUGAUAUCUGCCUCCACCUGAACCGCUGUCUGCUCCAGAACUGCAGGGCCUUCAAGGGGGCCAGUAACGGUUGUCUGCGGGCGCUGGCCAUGAGGUUUAAGACCACCCACGCCCCUCCGGGCGACACCCUGGUCCACAUGGGAGACGUCCUCUCAGCUCUCUACUUCAUCUCUAGAGGGUCAAUAGAGAUUCUGAGAGACGAUGUGGUGGUGGCCAUACUGGGUCAGAAUGAUAUCUUUGGGGAACCCAUCUAUCUUUUUGGGCGUCCAGGGAAGUCGAGUGCAGACGUCAGGGCUUUGACCUACUGUGACCUCCAUAGGAUCCUGAGGGAGGACCUGCUGGAGGUGCUGGACAUGUACCCAGACUUCUCCGACUGCUUCUGGACCAACCUGGAGAUCACCUUUAACCUCAGAGAUGUAGAUAGAAUGAACCAGGCACCUCCCAGUGAGGAUUCUGAAUGUGGAUACCGACGGCCACGGCCACGACGCACGAGAAACCGGCCUGACGGCAUGGACCGUGAGGACUCAUUUCCAGACCAGUCGUGUCCUUUGGGGAACCACAGCGGCCCGGACACAAGCUCCCACUGGGAGGGCAUGUGUAGCAGCGCCAGCGCCUGCUCCCAGUCCAGUGACGAUGAGAUGAAGCCCCUGGGACAUAGCAAAGCAGAGCUGUACCCCUCUGUGGACGACACCGAUGACUACCCCCCUGCUGUGGUCAGCCUGCUGCCUACCAGUGGACCCUCAGCCGGCAUGGGGCCGCCCCUGGACCGAGGAAGUCACCAAUACACAGCUGCAGCCCCCAUCAACAUGCCAGGCCCAGGGGUAUAUGGGUAUUGGCCUGACCGGAGGACCAGUCAGUUGUCAGAUCCCCAGCGGCGCUGCUCCUCAGUCAGGGGCACCUACCACUCUCCUCCCUGUGCAGAGGACAGGCCCAGUGAACUGGAGUCCAGAGUGGAGCUGCUACAGUCCCAGCUCCACAGACUGGAGACUCGGAUGACUGCAGACAUCCACGUGAUCCUGCAGAUGCUCCAAAGGCAGAUAGCCACAGUGCCCCCGGCCUACAGCACUGUGUUGCCCAGCCCUCACCCUGCGCACCCCACCACCCUGUACAGCACAGCAGCCCCCAUCAUCCACACUGUCCCCUCCAUGCCCCCAAUCAAGAUUGACAGCAUGCUUUCGCCAAUGCAGGUGGGUAGUGGUAUGGUGUACAAUAUCUCUUUUGUGCUUAUCCUCUCUACCCCCUGUUUUUUUCUUUGCAGAGCCCGGACUCAGACAAGCACAAGUCCAAGGACUCCCUGUCCAGUGGAAUCCACCUCACGGUGGCCUCUGAUGACACCAUGUCCAUGUCCCCUGAGACAGAGCCCCUUCCAGGGUCCUCCAUGGGCCUCAGCCCCCGCCAUGUCUCCUGCCAAACCCUGGGGCCCUCUGGACUGCUGUGUGGCAGCCUGCGUUUCCCCUCCCUCCCUGACAACCUGGAGACCUCCACAGAGGGGCAGGAGAUUCAGAGGCACGUUUCUGACCCCAUCCUGCCAGGCAGCUAAAACCCUCUGACCUUUAACCUUUAACCUGAUCAUCCCUCACUCCUAGCACCCCCUGCACCACCACAGGAGGACAAUCAUAUGUUGGCAGAGUCACUUCUCUAAUCGUCCCCUCUCUCAUUCCUCCUCUCCAAUCCCCACCCAACCCCCUAACCUGUACCAUGCUGCUGAUCAACGUGGGUUGCCAUCCACAUAGCUGAGAGGAGGUUCUAUGGAGGGCCCCCUCUCACUGACUCACAGUGCCCGGGGCUGAGGCACCUCUGGUCCUGUGUGACAAACAACCUCUCCUCUCUAUCAGGGUCUAGGGAAUUAUUGAGAGGGGGUUUAGGAUUUCUGCAACCCAGACCCCACAAAGCCUGGGGGCCUGGCACUGCCUAUGGAGAACUGAUAUGAAACUGGGCUGACUAGAAGCACACGUACACACACGUCACACGGACUCUAACAAUAACCCCAAGCCCCCUUUUCCCUGGAUCUCAAAGCUGUAGUAUUGUCAUUCCUUUCUCCUUUUCCUUUUGUUAAGUGAUGGUCCUUUUAUGCCAUGGUCCUUUUUGUUGGGAGAUAAGAAUUUGGCCAAAAAUACAUAUAACUGUGUGUUUACACUGUAGAGGAACUGCACAUUCAGGCUCAGUGCUGUUUAUAAGUUGAACUGAAACUUAUUUUUAUAGUGUCAUGAGGAUUUUACCGUCAAUCUGGAAAUCUAAUAGUUAUGAACGCACACAUGUAUUUCUUUCACACUAUUGCUAUGUUGGUGUAACAUAUUAUCAACAGAUGAUAUAAAGAGAUGGCAUAAAUGCCAUCUAAAUACUGUUUAUGUCUGUAUGGUAGGAAUGACUACUGUAAAAGUGGCCAUUUUGAAUACACUAAUUCUACUCUCAUGUUCUACCAAUCAUAUGACUUAAUGGAAAGCAAUAUUUGUUAACAUGAAGUGACAUGUCUCAUUAUUGAGUCAACAUUGUCAGGGGUCAUGAGAACAGAUAAUUGACAUGGGAAAAAAGCAGACAGUUUCCUCAUCUCUUUUAUGCUGUAGUUAUGUAGCACUUGUGAAGCAUUAUAAACACCUUUCAUUUAUACAGCCAUUACUGCUUUGCUUGGGUCAUCAUGUUUGUGUAUGUCUAUAUAUCUGUUCUGUUUCACAGGACUGUUGUUACACCAAGGAUGCAUCAUCUCUUUUUCAGGUGUGUGUGUGUGUGUGUGUGUGUGUGUGUGUGUGUGUGUGUGUGUGUGUGUGUGUGUGUGUGUGUGUGUGUGUGUGUGUGUGUGUGUGUGUGUGUGUGUGUGUGUGUGUGUGUGUGUGUGUGUGUGUGUGUGUGUGUGUGUUGACUAUGUUUGAGUAUGUGACAUGGUCACAUGUUUAACAUCACCCUUUUGGAAGGCCGGGAUUCAAUCUGAUUCUUCAAGACAAUGUUCCCACUUUUGAAGAGACCACAUUAAAGGUAAACACUGCAUAUGUCGGCUCAAUCGGAAAUUACGUUCAAGUGGUGCAUUGUCCAAAUCUGCAAUCAGAUUGAAUGCUGGCCCAAAUGUGUGUAAUGACUUAAGGUGCCAAAAUUAUUGCAUGUUUGAUGCCCACCUGGGAGGAAGUGAUGUGGAUGGAAUCUGCCAAUCAAGUGAUGUCACUGGGAUGUCACUGGUGUCAUUUUCCCAGAAUCCCAGUGUCAAGAUGUUUUUGACAGUUUCAGGAGAAUGUAACUCUGUUUUUUAAGCCUUUAUUGUUCUGUAAAGGUUUCUUGAAGCACAAAAUCAUAAUUCUUAUGAAUCUUUUUUAGAUUAAAGAUUAUUUAUAACAAAUAAUACAGAAACUUCAACUAC
Oncorhynchus masou masou (cherry salmon) is the source of this 6182-nucleotide messenger RNA. Its product is annotated as potassium voltage-gated channel subfamily H member 6-like. The record is from RefSeq and is a predicted model, not a curated record. The coding region runs from base 607 to 4386 and encodes 1259 amino acids. The transcript has 16 exons. Gene Ontology annotation, biological process: potassium ion transmembrane transport; regulation of ventricular cardiac muscle cell membrane repolarization; regulation of heart rate by cardiac conduction. Gene Ontology annotation, cellular component: plasma membrane. Gene Ontology annotation, molecular function: inward rectifier potassium channel activity. NCBI's taxonomy places the organism in Eukaryota, Metazoa, Chordata, Actinopteri, Salmoniformes, Salmonidae.